Athalia rosae (coleseed sawfly) is the source of this 12056-nucleotide messenger RNA. It is a transcript of the gene bark, whose product is annotated as protein bark beetle. NCBI's taxonomy places the organism in Eukaryota, Metazoa, Arthropoda, Insecta, Hymenoptera, Athaliidae. Bases 1342 to 10248 code for a protein of 2968 amino acids. Gene Ontology annotation, cellular component: membrane. The transcript is spliced from 29 exons. The record is from RefSeq and is a predicted model, not a curated record.
CAGGUCGUCGAAGAAAAGGAGUUGCACGGCGUCGCGGACGGCAUUCACCACCCGCAAUUGGAGCGUGGUGGGGUAGUUGAAAUCGGAAUGCUAAUGAUCGUAUCCAGUGAUCGUAGCACAUGUAGCCCCAGGCAAAGUGAUAAAAUAUAAACAGGGCCGUCGGUUGCUCAGGGAAUUCAGGGGGAGAGGUGAUAGGCGCAUCGUAAAUGGCGUCGCGGGUUGGCAGGGGGAAGGAGGGUUCACCUGUUUCACAACCUGCGUAACGUAGCCGUGUCACGUGACCCGUUAUUCUCUUUUCGAAUACACUUCCACUCCAACGAUCACUGAGUGUGCCAGCCAGCAGUCAAACCGCGCCCAAUGAAACAGCAGGAGGCAGCGGGCGAAAGCAUCAUCAGGAAUAUCGUGUGAAAACGAUCAAAAACUUAUCCACGCCAUCCUCAGUCGCGCGUGAGUGGUUCGCUCCCGAUACAGUGUAUGUGUGGUGUAAACAGUAAACAAUAUUCGAUCAUUAAUUGGAUGCAUCGGAUAGUUUUUAUACCUGGAUUUCGAUACGCAGCUUCAUUUAUUUCAAUCGUAUAACGGUAAUUGUUGUGCGGGAAUAAGAAUAUUAUUUGCAUGUAUUUGCGUCGCCAUGGCGCGUUCAACUUCCAUGGUGUCCCGUCGUCUUCCUCAUACCCAUAGAUUGAUAAAUCAGAGGAUCUAUAAAAAGUGUUCGUGAUCAUUAUAGCUUGGAUUUUGAUGAUUGACAACGUAACGUAACUUCGACCGUCUCAUUCACGGUGCGUGAUUCAUCGUCGUUUCAAAAAAUUCCAAGUAUCGCAGUAGACGAAGAGAUCGGAGUAAAGAUCAAGCUCGCUGGAUCAGAACGAUAUUUGUAUAGCUAUAUCCCAUCCUGGGGAUGGAACGUUCUAAUAAUUACGGACGACUAUGAUCAAGGAUCUUUUUAUUGCAAUCAUGAGGACAAUUGAUAAAAGUUUAUCUUCCUGCAUAAAGAGAAAUUUAUUUUUAAAAAAAGAAGACGUACUAUUCGCACUUGUUGCGUAGAUCAACGAGUUUUAUUUUCAAAUUAUUAUAUAAAAUCUGUGCAGUUACUUAAAAGUAAUUUAUAUCCGUCCUUUAACUCAGUACAAUUAUUGCGGUAUAAGUAAUUAGGUUUUUCUACAAUCUACGCCGAUCGGUAAAAUCCUAGAAACGUAUUUGAAUAAAAUUCAUGCAUUCCACUUACCGAGUUGGAAAGUAACAGCAUUCUAGUGUAAUAAUUUAAAUAAUCCAAGUGAUCUCAAGUUCUCUUUUUUUGGCUAUAACCGAAGAGGCAAAGGACAAUUUUAUAUCGAAGUCACGAUGUUCGUUUCACACGUUUUGGUAAUCUUCGCCUGUUUGUGUUCCGCCCGGAAUUUGAGGGCCCAACAAUUUUCCGACUCCACGGAUCCCACGAUAUAUUACACGGAGCCGCAGAACAACGAUAAUAACAGGGUGACCGCCGAUUAUGGAAUAUCGGGAUUCACCGAAUUACCCGGGGGUCGUAUUACCAGGGGUGAAAGGUUGCUGGAGAAAUCACGGAGUCCUUACAUCGUUCGUGAAGAUCUCUUCGUCGAACGAGAUGGAUCGCUCGUUAUUGAAGCUGGAGUCGAGAUCCGGUUCGCACCCAUGAUAGGGAUUACCGUCCGUGGAGUCAUAAAUGCUCAGGGCGCCCCCGAACACCCGAUCGUGUUGACGACCGCAGAGGAGCCGUCCUCUCGGCCCGAACCCAGGUCGAUUCGACUGGUGGACGGGCCGAGCCCUCUCGAGGGACGACUGCAGCUUCUCCAUCAGGGCGAAUGGCGUUCCGUCUGCACGAAUUCUCGAAACUGGACUCGAGCGGAUCUGGAAACAGCUUGCAGAGAAUUGGGAUUGCAAGGAGGUCGAUGGCGUGGCUGGUUGGACAGACAGUGGCCGGCGAGACCUCGUCUUCUGUACGAGCAGCCGGGAUGCCGCGGCACCGAGUCAUCCCUGCAAAGUUGCGACCUGUGGUCUUACAGGCAGCUCGGUGCCGGGGUAUGCGACUAUCAUCCGGAUCUCGCGAUUUCCUGCCUUCCACGUCACGACGGUGGCACCCAAGCCGUCAAACAUUGGCGCGGUCUCAGAUUCGAGGGCAGUCUUUACGACACGCCGCUUAUCCAAGAAAACACCAUGUACAUCUACAGAUCGAAAUCCAUCCUUCGACACGUCGACGUCAAAUACGCUGGUACGGGGCGAGAAUACAACACAACGUCCGCGAUUCACGUCGAAGGUGUUCCGCCGCGUAUGGAGUCGGUGUCGGUUCUUCAUUCGGCGUUCAACGGAGUGAACGUCACCUCGCCAAACGCGCCGAUCGUCAUGACCAAUUGCACCGUGCGAAACAACAAGGGAUACGGGAUUUACGUGAACAGCUCCAGCGGUCUCGCCCUCGUGGAGAACUCCGUGGUACUCGACAACGGCGCCGACGGGAUAAAGUACGUCCACCACGACGAGAAACCCACGGAGAAGUUGGACAGAACGGACAAUCACGAUCUAUGUCAACUCCCCGGAACUACCAGUCAAACCUUUCCCAUAAUUAUUUUCAUGGAACAACGACGGUUCAAAUUGAAUUCGGAAGUCUGUACCAAACAUAUUUACACGAGACCCGGUCACGUACUGACCAUUCACUUUCUGCAAAUGGCGGCGGAACGGAACGACACAGCAACCAUCGAGAUCUACGACGGAUCCAGCGGCGGGGAAAGACUCCUGGCAAGUGUGAACGUUAGAAACGGAACGUUGCCUCAGAGCGUCACGACGACUCGUCACAAUCUGUACAUCAAAUUUACCGCGGAGGCGCGUUCGCCGAUGAUCGCCUUCGUCAGACUUUCGUCCGGCUACAAAAAAACCUACGAUUUGAACGUAACCGGGAGCACGAUAGCUGACAACAACGGGCGUGGGAUCGGGGUGGAGAAGAUUCGCUCGGGUCUGCAUAUCCACGAUACUUCGGUGUCGAACAACAAUCACGUGGCGGGGGUCCACGUCGUCGGGGCAGCGGCUGACAUAAACGUAACGGACAGCCGCAUAUCGUUCAACAACGGGGACGGGGUGAACGUCACCGUUUACGGUGGUAACAGGAACAUUUCCCGAACGAGCAUCUCUUCUAACCGAGGGUACGGCUUCGCCGUCUGGCUCAACGACAGCUCGCACUCGGAGUACAUUUCUUUCAACCAAACCACCGUAGUGGAGUACUCCGAGGUGUUCAAAAACAGGGACGUAGGCGUAUUGGUGGGAAAUUCAACGGGCGAUUCGUACGUCAAUAUAACGGGGAACUGGUUCAACGGUAGCUUGGAGGUGGCGGUUCAGGUUGAGUCGAGCUGGAGGCACGACGGAAAUCUACUCAAGCUACAAAUCGGCCAUAACGUGUUCGUGCAAAAUUCCAAGCUCGGCAUAAGACUGAGCCCAGCUCUGAACAUCGAUGGGUGUAUAGAGUACAAUCAUUUUCGAGAACAUUCGUACGGCGGUAUACUUGUGCGAAAUCCACUUUACGAGGAGUUCGACACGCUACCCGCGACACUGGCUAUUCAGUACAACGAAUUUUACAACAAUCGCGGUGUAUUUGUAGUCAGUAUCGGACUUUCGCCCUACAGCGAUGUCCAGAGGCUGGUAUUCACGAGGAAUUUCGUGAGAGAUAAUCGAAUUCGCGAACCGCUCGAUAACGGGGAUACACAGGGAAUGAGAUUGAUACCGAGGUCGAAAGUAGCGGCCGCCGUAGUCGUUUCGUCUGGGAACGUUGAUGUGUUCAGGAAUAUUCUUCACAAUCCCGAAUCACUUUACGAGAUUGGCUCUCAAUUGGGCGACCAGAGCAAAGUUAUCAACUGUACGUACAAUUGGCUUGGAUUUGCCGAAGAGCAGAAAAUAGUCGAACGAUUAUUUCACAGGAAGGACAGGUACAAUUUGGCAAAAAUUGAGUACCUGCCAUACCUACUUCACAGCAGUAACCCAGGUGCGAACACGAUAAUAUCGAAUCCCACCUUUGUUCCUCAAUUUCACACUCCGGGUACAAAUUUGGUCGGCGGUGAGGUGGAUGGUCAGGAGAGUUUGAGCGCCGGAGAGUACGUAGUCGUGCGAGAUAUAAACGUCAGACCCGGUGGUAAACUGACUCUACGGCCAGGAGUUACGCUUCGAUUUCCACCCGCUGUUGGAAUGAUGGUAGCCGGAAAGCUGGACGCGAGGGGCAAGGGUCCGAGCGAUAUCCUGUUCACCCUGAAAGAGGAAAUCGUUAACGAGGUCGACAAUGAAACCGACAUCGAGAAUCUCACCGAAAUGGUGAUGCUGGACCCGAUUGACACGGGCCCGCCCGUCAGACUCCUCGGGGGCCGGACAAAUCUUGAAGGCAGAUUGCAGGUCCGCAUAGGAGAGCGGUGGGGGACGGUGUGUAAUUACGGAUGGACGAUCCGGGAUGCCGCGUUGGUUUGUCACCAGUUGGGCUUGGCGUUGGAUCCGGACAAUUGGAACAUGGAACGAUCGGAGAUCCCCGGUGCCGGUACCAACGAGGAUAUAAUUCUGAGCAACGUUCGAUGCACGGAAGACGAUAUCGACAUUACUCAAUGUCGGGCGGAGACGGCGAACGAAUUCGAAAAUUCCUGCACUCAUGAAAAUGACGUCGGUGUCAUUUGCUCGGAGGCUGCCUGGGCUGGUCUCAGGUUCAGCCCUUUGGCCCAGAGAAGCGACCUCCAGUACAUAACCAUAGAACGAGCUGGUUUACUCGAUUUUACUACCAACGCGUUGAAACCCGCGCUGCAAAUUGAUUUUGCCAGACAUUCGAUGGAUGGCAUAAAGGUUGUGGAAAAUCUGCAGGACGGACUUGGGAUUUUGUACUCCGACAUUUAUUCUGCUGACGCAGUGAAUACCGUCAGGAACAGCGAUUUCUCGAAUAAUCGCGGCAGCGGAAUCAGUUUCAAACAGCUCGGUUUGAAAGUUUCAAAUUCCAGAUUAGAAAACAACAGAAUAGCAGGUAUCAGGCACAACCCUGCCCUAUCCGCGGUACAGCAAAGAGAAUUCGCUGGGUGGUUCGAUCGCUCGCCAGACAUGACCGUCGACACCCCUUACAAUCCCAUCGUCAUACCCCAAGACAGUGGUGACAUAGAAUUGGCCAAUGGUGAAACGAAGUACGUCGUCACCGCCAAGGGAGGCGGGGAGAAUCUCGAACGUUUGAUAAACAUUCAGUGUACACCGGGCUACGUAAUCGGUAUCCAGCUGUUGAAUCCCAUCCACAAUCGUAGCUCGGAGCAGAUAAUCCUCCACGACUCUCAGCAUUUGGACCAUCAAGGCAACAUUUGGCACGUCGAGAGGGAUCUCACCGUCUUUCCGGUUACCUCAAGUUCGUUCAAAGUUAUCAUGCAAUAUAAGAGUGGCCGUAAUUCCCUCGGUGGCACGGUCAUUGUACUCACAGCACUCAUAGCUCCCAUUCAGGAUAUUCGUAAUCGAAUCGUUCAGGGGCCCAUCCCAACGCUGCUCGUUGCGAACACAAAAAUCAAAGGCAACAAUCAGGGUAUCAUGGCGUCCUAUUACAACCGUUACCUGGAUGAGAUCGGCGAUCAUUUUUUGCGAAAAGCAAAUGAAACGAUAAAAUUGAUCAAUUGCGAGAUAUCCCACAACAGGGAACAGGCGAUCUACGUAGUGGCGCCUCAUUGGAACGUAUUCGAGUCAAACGUAUCGGAGAUUUCGUUCCACGUGAAUAAUACACUGAUCACCGACAAUGGGAAAGGGAUAUUGCAAUUCAGCCGUGAUUUGAGGCAUUCGAACAACCUGUUCCACUGGCUCCUACAGGACAACACCAUCGAGAGGAACCGUGCCGGUGGAUUCGAUGUUACGCUACCGUACGUCUGGAAAUACAACGAAAACUUUACGCACUCGUUAUACUUUGGUAAUAAUACAUGGCGCGAUAACGAACAAUUCGGUUUCAUCGUAGACGGUCAUUUUGCCAAUUUGAAUAUGACGCAGAACGUGUUCGAUAACAAUCGUUGCAAGACAGGGCUGAUGUCCAUACGUGGAAUGGAAAAACGCAUAGAAAUUGACAACAACAGAAUCGAAAGAAACAGUGGCACCUACAUGGUAGAAUUCAAGGCUGACAGUCAGUCGGAAAUAUUGGGCGAGGUGCACGCGAGAUUUUUCCUCAACGAAGUCAAGCGGAAUCACUACGAGAGCAUGACCAGAGGUUUUCACCAGAUGUACAAUACGCCGACCUACGUGGUCGGUUUUCACGGUAUUCAAAAGGUGCGAGUCUUCAGAAAUCUAUUCGGAGAUAACACGUUGGACUACGAGCUAUUGGCUGGCAUCAAAACAGCUAAGAUAAAUAACGAAGUGGAUGUAAGAGAGAAUUGGUGGGGCACUGCAGAUUUUGGCCAAAUAAGGCAAAGGAUCUUCGACUUUGACGAUUGGAACGAUCAUGCGGUGGCGAAUUUCAGGCCCUACCUGACCGAAGAUACGGUAGACUCUUCGAUUUCGGUAUCGUGGGAACAACCGAUAUCAAUUGACUUGGAUAAUCUGGGCGGACGAUUGACCGAAACUCUUUCACUUUAUCCGCGCGAAAAGCCCUACGUCAUCCGAACAGAUAUCACCAUAAUGCCCGAUGCUACUUUGAACAUUUACCCCGAUGUCGUGAUGGAGUUUGCACCGAACAUUGGAAUCCUUGCUCUCGGAACGUUGAAAGCUGUUGGAUCCAGGGGCCAUGAAAUCAUCAUGAGACCCCUGAGUACGGAAAACCCGAAUCCCGAGGCCUCGGCAAAGCGAAGUUUGCGCAACAUACCACCCUUGGACAACAUACGAUUGUGCAAAGAAGGCAACUGCACAUCUGCAACCCACGAAGGUUUUUUGGAAUACUUCAACCACACAACGUUGCAAUGGAUCCCCAUAUGCGACUCACGUUUUACCGAACGUAACGCGCAAGUUGCAUGUCGCCAAUUGGGCUAUGAUCCGCUGAACGUUUUUGUAACCAGCGAUCGCAGAUAUGAGCUUCAUCAAGGCUCGCUAACUCGAAUCUGGUCGUGGCCGGAGCCCUUGCAGUGCGCUGGCAACGAGGAGCGUAUCGAAGACUGCCAAAUUCGAUUGAACGGGCAAUUAUUCGGGCACCGUUACGAGUGCCCGUGGGACGGCCAUUUCGUCUUCGUCAACUGCGGUGAAAGAAACCUGGACAUCUCACGCGAUUAUUGGGGCGGUAUUCGGAUAGCUAACGGAGAAUUCGAACACCAUUUGUACGAGCAUCGCAUCCACGACGUUGUGACGCACGGUACUGUACGGAGAAUUGAAUCCGUACUCAAGUACGUCAACAUCACUGGCGCCGGUAUUUUGCACAACGAAAAAUCGGCGGCUAUUCAAUCGAUCAUGAAAUCCCCGGAAGUUACUCACGUCAGCAUCGGUCAGAGCGCUUAUCAUGGAAUCAACGUUAUUUCCCCCACGCACACGAUUGAACUUUUGUUUAACGGGAUCGAUAACGUCUUGGGCAACGGUGUGAACGUUCUGUCGUUGACCGGAGAAGGUCGGGAGGGCGACGAGAGUUCAUUUGCACCGAUAAAAGCGUUGAACAUACCUUAUCAUUUGUUCAGCAUGAUCGAUAUCUGUGAUACCACGAAAGAAAUAACUAUAGAGGAACGAGUGCUCGUUUAUUACAAGUACGACAACAAUCCCGUCAAUUGCGUGAAAAUAUUUAGGAGUGCUUACAGAGCGAAACCGUUCGGAUUCAGAUUUUUGCAAUUCAAUCUGUUCAAUUCGACCGGGAAACCUGGUCGCGCCGAUGGAAUUACGUUGUACGAUGGAGACAUUUAUAACGUGACAGCUCGGGAAAUCGGGCAUCUGGAAGUCGAUACCGUACACGAAAAGCAAUUGUUCCGAACAACAGGCCCGAGUCUUAGCGUCAGACUGUUCGCCAAUGGUGCCAGCGGUGUUCACGGGUUUAUAGCAGAGAUCGUAACGUUGCCCAUAUCUGCAAUAGGAUUCAAUCGUGAUGUUCAACACAAUAUAUCGUAUUCGAUGAUAUCAAAUUGUCGCGAGGAGGCUGUUAGAUAUGCAAGUGCCGGAGAAGUGAAUGCAAUAAUGACGUUGGAGCGAAAUCAAAUUAUAAACAACUGUGCAAAGCUCUACGGCAAUAUAACGACAUGUAAAGCAGCUGUUACAUUGGACGUCCGUAAUACACAGUCCAUUUAUUUUCGCAAUAAUCUAGUGCGAGGUAAUCAAGGUGGGGUGUUGAUCCGAGCGGCAUCCCACGGAUUCGCUACAUCUCUCAAAGGAUGGGUCCAUAACAAUUUGUUUACGGACAAUGUUAACAAACCUACAUUAUACGUCGAAGGACGACAGAGCAGUCCUUAUCAGGAAGUGACGAUAUUCCGAAAUUAUUUCACAAGAAACAUAGUACCGUACGAAAAUAAUAUCGUCUUAAAGCAGGUAGUCAGUAAUAUGACCCUGAAUUACUUGCACGGAAAUCUUGGAAUGCAUUUACUCGAGAUUUCCGGAUUCGAAAAAGUUCGACUGCCAAUAUAUCAAAGUACUGCGCACAACGGAUUCUACAAAAAUCUUGCCGUGGACAGGGAGAGUAGGAGCACGAUUAUCGCAGGCACACCUGGGCAACAAUACGUAGACAAUGCCUUCUUCAAUCCCGACAACGAUUACGAAAUGUCGACGAUGAACAGAUCGCGACUAAUCGACGAGGAAUGGUAUCAAAACCAAUUGGAAAUGUGGACAUCGCACGUGGAUGCGAGACACAACUGGUGGGGUUACAACGAAACCCUAGCCGUAGGUGGUAGGAUAAAGGAUCGCGAAGAUUCGCCGGAUCUUCUUCAGGUCGAUUAUCAACCGUUUCACAUGUCCAACAAGAGCGUUUUAACGGGCAAGUGUCCACCUGCCUGGGAACUGGUAGGGGAUACGUGUUACAUAUACAUAGGUGCUCCCAUGGACUUUUAUUCGGCAAGGGACUUCUGCAGGCUGGCGAACGCGUCGAUGCCGUUCAUAAUGGGCGAAUAUAUCGAGCUGUGGAAAUUCCUUAGAAAACAACAGACACGUUUCGAUUAUUCCGAACGUGUGUGGGUGCAGCAGUUGGAGAAAGUUGACCAGUGCACGAUGUUCACGUACCAGACGAUUGAAAUCGAUAACUGUAUGCAGCCGAACACUUUUAUUUGCGAAAUUGAUCCGAGAGUGUACAUCGACCCGUUGUCUUGGAGAAAAGACAUAGUCGCUAUCGGGGUAUUGAGUGCUGCCGGAAUAGCGUUGGGACUCCUAGCAGCCGCUGUUGCGUUGUGGGUGUCGAAAUCAAAGAGAAGACGAGUCGAACGUCUGGAAAGGCGCAACUCUAUCAGGCAAUCGUUACAUUCUCUUCGAUCUGUGGGAUCUACGUCGGGUUUUGCCGAGCUCGGUUAUAGAAGGAAACCAAUUUCCCGGCCAAAGCGGGAGAAAAGAGUGGUUCUGGUACCACCCAUGCAUCAGACGAAGCAAUCCACCGAUACGCUGAACUCCAGGUCCCUGGAUUACAAGAAAAUGAUGAACAGCGGCAGCAUAGAUUCCAUGGACAAGUCGCAGCUGAACUCGUCGAUGGAAGACAAUCAGAGUUACGACGUUUACGAAGCUCACAAUCCCCGCUACUCACCGGGCGCAAGAACCGGCGUUGACUUCAAAGGGAGCAGUUUGAAAAAGUAUAAUCAAACCGGGCGUCCGAUCGAUCCCGGUUUCGACCUUUCCUACAGAAACGAAGGUUUCAGGAAUCACUCGACCUUUGCUGCGAGGGACGAUAACAACGGAUGGCCGUCGGAGGGUAACGUCGGUGCCGCAACAGGUACGCCCGCUGAAAGUCCUACGGAACCGAUGAACGAGCUCUCUUACCUGAACAAUACCUCCACCUUGCCGUUGAAUUCGAGCUUGACGACCACCGAUUCCAUAACCGAUAUGAAACGCGAGCUGGAGGUAACGUCCGCGUACAGUCCCACGGUCGACUACCCCUCGGGUAUGGCCUACGAUAUCGAACCGUUGACUCCUGGUUCCGAACCGGUGCCGGAAUAUUUUACCCCCCCACCCCCGCACCCCUAUUAUUAUAACGAGGAGAGGCCUAGGAGCGAAGCUCUUCUUGACGCUAAUCUAGAUCAAGCAGAGGAUAAACCGUUACGUUCUAAAAGCGAGGCUUUACUCGAAACUAACUUUGACGUAUUCACGCCUACAGAACCGACGGAAUUGACCCAACUCUCGUUAGCGUCUCGCAGCAAAAGCCAGCCACUCGAAACGGCUAUGUAAAUCAAUCGUAUUAUAAUUAGCGUACAACACCACGUCCAUACGUCGCGUCGACGUAUUCGGUCAUUGUACAUAUUAGGUAUGCAUGCACGCGUCACACCUAUAUCCGUACCCUCGCGCGUACAUCUCACGGGCAUAACUGCAUAGAUCUGACAAUAAAAGAACCAAUCACAUCUAUCGAUACGUUGUGCGCGUGUUUCAAUCAUUUUUAUCGAACGAUCGAACUCAUUCCGUUCUCGCGGCUAUUUAUAACUUUAACGGUACUUUGAAAUUAUAAUAGUUAUGGAUUUGUUGAUCCGAUCGAUUUCAUAGGAAUGAUUCGCCCUCGCGCAUAGGAUCGCGAUGGCAAAGUUACGGCAGCCGUUUUCCAUCCGCUCGUAGACGCAAUAGAGGAGUUGACGUCUAUCGUUGGAGGGAACGCUUGCUUUCUCUCAUUUUCCGUCCAAAUUUCAUAACGAAUUCCUAAAUUGUUUCACCUCCGAGUUGUCGAUUAUGCACGCUCCACGUACCGAGGAGGUACGGGUAUAGGUAAUGCGCGAGAUGUAAAUGUGUAAUAGUUGUACGCUGGUACCAGCGGUGGGGUGGUAUGUUUCGAGUGCAAUUCAGAGCUUGAGUGCUUUUCUACUCAAUUGAACGGUACCGAACGGUAUUCAUAGGUACAUAAAUACAGGUAAAUAAUAAUUAGUGCUAAAAACGUCACAACGUCUUGUCUACCAUCGACGAGGUUUCACAAAAAGCUAUCGUUGCGCCGAAUAACGUAUUCGCACUUCUGAAAAAUUCUGCGGUACUAUAAUAGCGCAGGCCAGAGUUCGCUACGUCGAGUAUGUUCGGUACUCGGAUCACCGCAUCACCGAUGAAAUUUUCCCAUGAGAUUAAAAUCGAACACAGACGUUCCUCGUAGGACAUUAAUAUAGGUAAAUAUAGAAUAGUACAAAUCAGUGGCACGGUGCCUUUAUCUCGAUGCCUUCGAUUGACCGCGACGAAUCUUUCCAUUUUUAUAUGAUGCAUGUCGAUAUCUACGAUACACGAUUGGCCGAAAGCAAAUGCAUAAUAAAUUAGUACGCAUACCGAGCGCUCGGGAUGAAAUACUUACCGAUAUCAUGAAUGCAUGAUAAACUAGACGUAAGGCAACUACAACUGUAAUUUUUAAGUUUAGAAUUUCUAGAGUUAUAAAAAAUGCGUUUCGUCUAUAGUUAUUUAAGUAUCGUGUUGAAUUUAAGUAAUAAUUCCUCACUACUAUAAUGAUAAUACACACUGCCAAAUGCCUCGACGCGUUUAUUCUGUAAGAUAUGUAGUUAGGUAGUAGUUGAAAUUUAUCGUUCUUUUUCGAAGUUGUGAUAUACAAUACAUACCUGUAAACUCGUAACGAUUUCAAACGAGUAUAAUAAUGAUAAUAGCAUAGAUAUAUAUAUAUAUUUCCAUAAUCAUUCAUACGUUCAAUAUAUCUACGUUCAUACGUUAUUAAUGUGUCCUAAUUUUAAAAGUAAUUAUUAUUGAGCAGCUAUAGAUUUACAUAAUUUAAACAGAUAUUUUGUAAAAUUAUUAAUUUUCAUUUCAUUAUUAUUUCUGUUUUAUUUGUCCUAAUUUUUUUUUAUACAAUCGAAUAACGACGUUAGUAUAAAUACCUGAUAAUGAAUCACACUUAAAUAUUGUACAUGGUAUUGAAUACAUGAAAAUGAGCGCAUGUACUCUGCCGAUAUGUGUAUAACGUACUGUUUAACCAUUCAUUGGUGCAUGAACUUGUCCGUCCAUUAUAUUUAGUCCUUUCGCGACCGUUUGAUAAUAAAUGUUAUACACAUUAAUAUACCAUA